This is a messenger RNA of Phytophthora sojae, 4133 nucleotides long. RefSeq lists its product as hypothetical. NCBI's taxonomy places the organism in Eukaryota, Oomycota, Peronosporomycetes, Peronosporales, Peronosporaceae. The record is from RefSeq and is a predicted model, not a curated record. Bases 2907 to 3824 code for a protein of 305 amino acids. The transcript has a single exon.
AGAAGUUCAUCCAGUACAAGCUGGAGAUCCGUACCAACAACUACGGCACGGUGUACUGCUGGAAGCGUUACAGCACCUUCCGGUACGUGGUUGCGGAUCUUAAGCUGCUGAAUGUGUUGAAUGGGGUGCUAACGUUGUUGCAUCUGCUGUUGUUUCUGCAGUUCGCUGUGUGACCGUCUCAUGAAGGAAAACGGCAUGAAGCGCCAGGACAUUCCCGAGCUCCCGCACCGUCACCUGUUGGGCAACUUCUCGCAGAAGACGAUCGGUGAGCGUGCUGAGAAGCUGAACCUGUUCCUGAACGCCGCCGUGAAGGCCGAGCACCUGCAGUGGGGUAUCCGCGUCGACGACCAGAUCGCCGUCUACAAGCGUCGCAACAAGCGCGCCACGCAACCCAGCAGCCAGCCCGGUAGCCGCGGCAGCCGCAGCAUCUUCUCGCGUCGACGGUAAUUGUAGUUAAAUCUCCCGUCGCAGCGCAGCCACGGGAAUUGUUUAGUCCAGUCAAGUUAUCUGCGUGCAGAUGCAGAACUGAGCCAGCAUGCUCUCAGUAGGAGAGAGCGGCAGAACGAGGGUUGCAAGAGCUACAGUAGACAGUUUGGUAGUCCGUUCGCCUUCACAUGCGACCUCAGCUCGAUCGAAGAGCGGAGGUGGAGACGGCUACUACUGGAAAAAUUGGAUUUUUAUCUUACCAAUGCAUUUGUUUGCUGUCUCUAUCAUCUAUUUACGGUGGAGCGACUUCGUUGUGUAGUUGCAGCUCGUGUAUGCAGUCAAGGUGGUCAAGGAUUUCGCUAGCACGGUAAUGGCUUUGUGGUUAUUAUAUAGCUAAGCUUCAAAGUUCAUUUUUUCUGGUGUUGUGUGCUGUACUCAAAGCCUAAAGCUCGAGUUGUGCGUUGUGAGUGAGUACCUUGAUGCGUAUCUGAGGAUCAUAUCGUCUAUUGAGAUUUAUACUGCUGGGCAGCAGAAAACCAGGACACCUCCGCAGAGCCGCCGAAUUCCGGACAAACUCAGCUUGUGGUGGUGGCAGACACUUGAUGGGGCCUUGCUGGAGGAUUAAAGAAACCAGGGUUCCUUGACCUAGAUAGAUGGGUUGGAACAGAAAGAAGCUGCGGGCAGAAGACAAGGUAUCGGCUGCUGAAGCGAAAAUCGCCUGGAAUCGCUACCUAUACUUGGCGCUUGUGAGCCAGCUUGGUGACUCACGUCUCGGUGAAGAGGCCCUUGAUUGGCAAUACAACGCAGUACACACCACCAACCAGUAGUUGCACUUCGCCCGCAGAAGUUGUUUUGGAGACCGUGUUAUCCGUCCACGUGAUGGGGGCAGCAUGCGGGAUCGAUCCCGGGUACCGCUCAUCAAAGUGUGUCGAACGGAGCUUGACCUCGACAGCGCCUGCGAUAUCGUGACGCGGCACAAGUCACCUGAGAGGCUCAGCGUGAGCACAUCAUUGACAAAGCUCAGCGCUCGAAUGGUCGGAAAGGAAAUUGGCAGGACCGGUGGCAAUGGCAUUGUGCAUGCAUUGCGUUCCUGGUAUGCUUUAGGCCGCACUAGGGUCCCUCCCUGCCCUACGAGGACCGCCCUGAGCCAGUGGAUGAUCGACCACCAGUGGAUGACCGACCACGUCAGUGGUCGGUCUUGGUUGGAGUGGGCGGCGCCAUAGAACCUACACCUGUUUACUGCUGCUUUCCUCGGUCGGGAGUGAAUUAUAGGUUUUUCUUACAUGUAGAUGAACAUAGAAGCCCCUUCCGCGCUCUAGGUCCCAGCAGCCGAAGAUCCUAGAUCGGAAGAUUCCGCGAACCGUUUCUGACGUGGCGGGCACUUCAACUAGCCCGAGCGGACGGCGAUCGACUGGCUGGCGGCAGCAGCUCGCCGCUACCUUGCCAUGUAGCGCUUUUGGCCGUGCUGUUAGCACUGAUGGCCCCGCCCACAGCCGUGUCGGUGUUCGCAGCGGCGGUGACGGCAUUUUUAGCGUGGAGGUAGGCCGGACUCGUCUACGGAGCGCCAAGUUGGCGCCGCCAAUGCACCUGAUCCCUGGAGGCUAACGCCCCUCGCUCGACAAUGCGCCCCCGCCGCCGGAUUAGGUGACGGCCACCGCGCGGCCAACAGAGUGCCCGUAGUAUGACGGCGCACCGGCGAUUAAAGUCUUCACCUCCAAUGCGAGAUUCGCAGGAAGUCGAUUGCAAAUGCACGUCCGACAAUCCCCGCUUAGCAUGCGAGAAGGACGGCAGUCUCCACGCCACCCAGGCAGUUGCAGCAGCUUGCCGCGAGGUAGGCUUCGCCCUCUACGGAACUCGAGCGCAGCCGAUACCGCCGGCAUGUAGUACGCUACCUAGAUACUGUACCUCGAGCUCUUUUUUCUGAUGGAUGGUGCUUGGGCUUGGGGCUUGGUCGCUGACGCAGCGCAGAUCACCACCUUGAAGAAAUCCUCUCCAAGCGCAUGAGUUCAUGACGAGCGACAAAACGUGCACCCCGUCAUCGCGCUCACUAACGUUAAUUGCUUGCCGCUGUAUGCGCGUCCGUGGCAAAACCUCGUUGUCAGGCGCUGGAUAUGGCAGCUCCGCGGCGGUUAUGCGGUUCGAUGGGGCUGUCGCUAUCUUUAGAACUGCUUUAACUUUCGAUUAUCCUGCCGCCGUGUCUAUCCCCCGCUGUAAACCGCUUCGAGCAGCUCCUCCCUCAUAACGAAACUUGCCAGGAAUCAGCCAGGAAGCUUUCGGCCAGCGUCACUCGCUCGUCUAUAGAGGCGCCUCCAGCUGCCACUUCGACUCAGGCUCGAGCGGCGCGAAAGAUCUUCAAAGCUUCAAGGCCAAGCGCACACCCAAGCCAGCCCGGUCCGCCCUCCCUCUCACUUUGCGAUCCUCCGCGCUGAGCUGGGCCACCGCCAAGAGACACACAAGAGCUUGGCUAGCUACGUAGCAGCAUGUUCUGGUCGGCGGCGCUGGACCUGAAGACGCAGCGGCCGCCCAGCCGACCGCUGGGCUCCUACGGCUCCUUCAGCCGCUCCGCCAGCAACGGCAGCUUCCACAUCCCACAGAGCAUCCCGGAGCACCAGCCCGUGUCGCAGUUCACGUCGCCGCUGCCGGACCAGCGCCGCGUCGAGGAGUACUUCGAGCGGCCCGACACGGCCUUCGCGCGCACACGCGCGUCGCUGCAGCUCUCGGAGCGCACGCAGACGGCGCUCAAGCUGCUGCUGCAGGGCGAGCGCAGCGGCGGCGGCCAGCGCCCCAAGCCCACACCGGCCUCGGCCAAGCCCAAGUUCGCCCCGGACAUGUACAGUAUGAGCAAGAUCAGCGGCUACAGCGCGCGCCAGGCGCCCAUGAAGAAGCUGCCGGAGCGCACACCGCUGCUCAAGCCGCUCGCGCGCGCCCACGGCCAGGAGGAGCCCAACCCGCAGGAGAACAGCAACGAGCACAACUACUGGAUGCAGGAGCUGGAGAGGCGGCGCGCGGGGCUCAGGAGGAGCAGGCGCCGCACGUGCACGCCCAUGUCGGAGCGGGCCACCACGUCACCCCUCAAGGUGGGCGUGGUCAUGUGCUCGGUGCCGCUGGUGCUGGUGCUGGGCUUCGUGCUCUUCGUGAUGCUCUUCGGGGACGGCUCCGACGCUUCCAGCAAUGUGAUGAGCGCGAUGAACAACCUGCUGAGCAUCGGCGGGGACCACGACCCGGAUUCCAUCGCUGUACGACACGACGCGAUUGCGGAAGACAGAGGUAGGAUCGCUAGGACCUUCGCUCACCCGCCCGAGGAGAUACAAUUGGAAGCGGAGAGCCCCGUGAUGGCGCUGGACGUGUCGUCGGACCGAACCAGGCUGCGCGGCUCGCAGAAGGAGAAGGAUGAAUGACGAGGAAGUGGCGUGAGUGUGUGACGACUGAAUGUACGACAAAGCGAAACAAUAGCACAACCAACAAACGAGAGCUAGCAGAGCACCAACCACCUUGGAACGGGCCCGGGUCGAGCGGAUCGCCGCGUGCGCUUUCAAGCAGCUGGCCUAGCCACCAGCCAGCAAGACAACGAGCAGCCAUCUAACUUCGGACCCUGGCCGACGAGUAAAGCAGGCAAAGUAUCCGAUAAAACAAGAGUGACAUGACAACAUGGAAAAGUGCACCACGGCAAAUACGCAUUUGCUGACCUCACCUCAACCUACACAUCU